CAGGCCCCCAAAACUCUGGGCUCCUCUCUGAGCCUCAUGUCACCCACCUCAGCCUCCCCUUCCCUGCCCCUGCCUUCUCCCCCUCCAGGGUGUGACCUCUCCUCCCCUGUCUCCUCUCUCCAUCAGUACCUCCUGUCUAUGGUCAUAGCUUAUUUCAGCCGUGCAGGGCUCUUCUCCUGGCAGUUUAGGCCAAUCCACUUCUUCCUGGCUCUGUACCUGGCCAAUGACAUGGAGGAGGACAACCAGGCCCCUAAACAAGACAUUUUUUACUUCCUCUAUGGGAAGAGCUAUGCCCAGCGCCCCAUGUUCCACAAACUGCGGUUCCAGCUCAUUCGGUCCAUGGACUGGAAGAUCUGGGUGUCCCGGGAGGAGUGUGAAGAGAUCCAAGCUUACAACCCAGAGCUGUGGGUGUGGGCACGCGAUCGCACCAACCUUACUUAGAACCCUAGAGCCAUGGAGGCCUAAGACCAUUGCCUGAGUUAGAUCCCUGUGCCUGAGGGAGACACUCUAUGCCAACAUUAAGGACUGCUGGGGGAAAGAAGAGAGGACGGCCUUGCACAGGAGACUAGAAGAACCCAGAUUCUUCUAGAAGGAGUGGAAUGGAAUCACCACACUGUGCUCCUGGGGUUGGGAACACAUGUAGGGGCUCUGGAGGGGAAAUGAGAAAUCAGGAUUCCUCCAGGGCCCAUUCUACUCAGCGGCACCAUCUAGAUGUUAUGCCUAAUGUCCUCAGUCCCAUCUCCCCGAGGUAGCAGCUGAAGACCCAAUGGUUUCCUAUAAUUUGUCUCCACAGUCUCAGGCCAUUGAAGGAGGCACUCAGGGCUCAGAUGAGGAGGGACCUACCUUCAAAAUAUAGUAUUUGAGCCAUAUAUUUGGAAUAGAAAGCUUUAAUAUAUUUCAUAUUUUUAUUGGAGUCUAUAAAUGUUUAUCAUAGAAUUAUUUAUUUCGAAUAGUUUUGAGAUAUUGUGGAUUGAAAGUAUGCAGUUAUUGCAGUUUUGUGAUGGAUGUUAAAACUUUUCUAUGUGUAAAUAUUCUCUAAGAGAAGAUUCGGGGUUUUUAAUCUAUUUGUUUUGUUUUGAGACAGAGCCUCACUAGGUAGCCCUGCCUAGCCUUGAAUUUCCUUCAUGGACCAGACUGACCUCAAACUCAGAGAGACCCACCUGCUUCUGCCUCCUGAGUGCUGGGAUUAAAAGUGUGUGCCACCAUGCCUUGUGGGUUUUUAGAUUCUACUUAUAGAUACUUGUUUCAUGUAAAUAUAAAUUCUUGUUUGAAAUUUACUCUAUAUUACUGAGUUGUGAACAAAUAAUACUUAUUUAACUUCCUUUGAUCUAAAGAUGAUAUGUAUUUUGAAGGAGCACAUUUUUAAAUAAAUAUUCUUUUGUCAAUAGCCUAGACUCUCAUCUUUCUAUACAGUCUGAGUUUAUUUAUUCAUGUUUUAUUUUUUCUUUAUGUGUAUGGCUGUUUUGCCUACAUGGAUGCACAUGCAUCACAUGCAUGCAGUGCCCACAUAGUCCAAGAGAGGACAUUAGAUGCCCUGGAA
This is a messenger RNA of Peromyscus maniculatus bairdii (prairie deer mouse), 1540 nucleotides long. NCBI's taxonomy places the organism in Eukaryota, Metazoa, Chordata, Mammalia, Rodentia, Cricetidae. The record is from RefSeq and is a predicted model, not a curated record.